Molecule: messenger RNA, 678 nt
Organism: Triticum aestivum (bread wheat)
Lineage: Eukaryota; Viridiplantae; Streptophyta; Magnoliopsida; Poales; Poaceae
Product: defensin Tk-AMP-D1.1
Exons: 2
Coding region: 112-339 (75 amino acids)
Biological process (GO): defense response
Source: RefSeq, a predicted model, not a curated record
CUUAUAUAAGCAUGUCACAAGCAUCGAUCCUAACUUGUCAUUCAGAGUUUUACAAUCCCAGAUAAGUGUACAUUUUACAGGGCGCGUUUUGGCAGAUACAAAUAAGGAAGAAUGGAGUCAUCACACAAGCUUUUCCCGGCCGUUGCCAUCCUCCUCCUGCUCGUCGUCGCCACCGAGGUGGUGCCAGCGCAGGCACGAGAGUGUGAGACAGAGAGCGAGCGGUUCAACGGGCUGUGCUUCGUGUCCGAAAACUGCGCCGGUGUGUGCGGUGCGGAGGGGUUCACCGGUGGCAAGUGCUCCGGCUUGAAGAGGAGGUGCAUGUGCACGAAGGAGUGCUAGACGAUAUCAUGAUAUAUUUAGGUGGUUGGACGGCGACAAUUAUGAACUUAUUCUUUGCAUGGUUUGAAUUACCUUUGUUCGUAUGUUUGAUAAAGUUCCAGGUUCACCGCGAUGUUAUCCUUGGGUUCGAAUGAAGGAAAAUGUUUUGUUUCUUUAAAGAAAAGAAAAUGUGUGGCCCAUGAGAGUGUUCAUGGGAUCACAUGUAUCUCCUUUUUUUCCGUAUGUUUCUCUUCUUUCUGGGUGUGCCUAGCUCUUAUCUAGAUGAGACAUAACUAAGUACCAUCUAACUCCUAUGCCAUUUGAUUUUACAUAAAGAUUCGUGAAGAUUUUUUCCUUUCC